CUGGCCCCGCUGCUGUUCAACUUGUUCUUUGCCGCGAUGCUCAUGGUUGCCGUGGCCGAGUUCGACAAGGACCCCAAGGUGACGGCGGACAUGGUCAAGAUCGGGACACAAGUGGAGUACACGGGCAAGAAGGGCAGGUCGGCGGGGAGGAAGACGACGGUGGUGACGGACGCGGAGGCCUUGUGGGCCAUGCUCUACGCUGACGACGCGGCCAUCGUCUCGCGCUCGCCGGAGAGUCUCGAGAAGACGAUGUCGGUCAUCGUGCGCGUGGCCGGCCUGUUCGGACUGAUGGUGUCGGAGCCUACGACGGAGAUCAUGUGCAUGUUGCCAAAAGGGAUCGAGGAACGCCCGUUCACGGACAGCGCCGCCGGCCAGACGUACAAGCAGACAGAUCGGUUUGUGUACCUCGGACGUACCAUCUCCGCGGACGGGAAGGCCGACCGGGAGAUCACGAGCCGCAGCUGCCGAGCGUGGAAGUGCUACCGCCGGAACAGUGCUUCGAUGUACGACAGGCGACGG
This is a messenger RNA of Ectocarpus sp. CCAP 1310/34, 519 nucleotides long. The record is from the annotation of a GenBank genome assembly. NCBI's taxonomy places the organism in Eukaryota, Phaeophyceae, Ectocarpales, Ectocarpaceae.